AUGGCUACGGCUGAGACCAAAUUGAGCUUGAAGCUUCUGAUUGACACCAAGGCUAAAAAACUACUAUUUGCUGAGGUUGAUAAGGAUUUUGUUGAUUUCCUCUUUCACAUUCUCUCGUUGCCAGUGGGCACUGUCACUAGGCUCCUUAAGGAGAAAGGAAUGAAUGGGUGCUUGCAUAACAUCUACCAAAGCGUAGAGAAUCUGAAUGACUCCCAUAUUCAGUGGAAGGAUAGUAUUUUACAACCCAAGUGUCCUUUUAGAAUCUCUUCAGUUCCUCUAUUGCUUAAUGACGCUCCGUCUAUGGCUAUUUAUCAAUGUCCACGUUUUCCCCCCCACGACUCUUAUGUCACCGAUGACUCUAGCGCUCGCUGUCCAGAUCCAGAUUGUGACUUACAAAUGUCAGGUACUUGUAACUUACAAAUGUCAGAUACGAUGACGUAUGUUGCUCCACCUGGGAAGGUAGCAACAGGGGGUUUUGUGAAGGAUAUGGUGAAAUACAUGGUGAUGGAUGACUUGGUAGUUAAGCCCGGGUCCGUCGUAUCAAGCAUUACCAGUCUUACAGAGUACUUUAAUAUCAAGGAUUUUGAUGCACUGCACGAGGAAGUUGUACAUUUUGGAAAGGAAGAGGCGCUGAAGUUGCUGAAAUUAUCAUUCGAGUCGAAAGCAGUUCUGACAAGUCUUUUCAUGAUGAGCAGCGUAAAGGCGGAGAAAUAGCUAGUCAUUAUUAGACAUAUCAAUGGAUUUGGAUGUUUCAGUUUAGUCAAUUGCCUUUUAAUGGUUUUCUUUUGUUUCAUUUCCCGCUAUCGUUGAUUAUGAUUACAAAAUCUUACUUUAUCUGGUUUGAAA
Molecule: messenger RNA, 846 nt
Organism: Lycium ferocissimum
Lineage: Eukaryota; Viridiplantae; Streptophyta; Magnoliopsida; Solanales; Solanaceae
Exons: 2
Coding region: 1-714 (237 amino acids)
Source: RefSeq, a predicted model, not a curated record